GGGACACCUGUAGUGGAAGCAGGAGAGACAUCCAGGCAGAAGCAGCGCUCCACACAACCUUCUCUGAUAUUCUCAGCUCUUUGGGGCCCCGCAGAGGCGAUCCUGCUGCAGCGGGGGUAGAGGAGGAGGAGACCCGGGAAAGAAAAUAAAAAGUUUGGAUUCUCCUGGAGAACAAGAGUUUUGACUCGUAUGAUGUCUGUUGUGGGCGCACAGCCUUUCAUCAAACCAAUGCAGACCUCUCCUUCAGUUUCGCCCGGCAUCCAGCGGAGACACACGCUCCCAGCCAGCGAGGUGCGGCCCCUCAACACGCAGGACGCCAUCAGCGUGUUUGAGAUCGAGAGGGAGGCUUUUAUCUCAGUGUCAGGAGAGUGCCCCCUUCACCUGGAUGAGGUGCGUCAUUUCCUCACGUUGUGUCCAGAGUUCUCCAUGGGCUGGUUCGAGGAGGGCCGGUUGGUGGCGUUCAUCAUCGGGUCUCUGUGGGACCAGGACCGGCUCACCUCGGAUGCACUGACCCUCCAUAAGCCCUGUGGCUCCACCGUCCACAUCCACGUCCUGGCGGUCCACCGCACCUUCAGGCAACAGGGCAAAGGCCCCAUUCUGAUGUGGCGCUACCUGCAAUACCUGCGCUGCCUGCCCAACGUGCGCCGAGCCGUGCUGAUGUGCGAGGACUUCCUCAUCCCCUUCUACCGCAAGUCAGGCUUCAAGGUCCUGGGCCGCUGCGCCAUCACCGUUGCCAACCUCACCUUCACUGAGAUGUGGUACCCGAUCAGCGGCCAUGCGUACAUGCGGCGUAACAGCGAGGCGAUCCGCUUUCCUCAGAUUCCCCUGACAUUGCCGCUGGCAAAUACCGAUGAGCAAGUUGAUAUAUGACUCUUUUUGUUUUCUUUGUGGUGUUUUUUUUUUUCUUUUUUUACUGGAAUCAGGCACUUUCACACAAAGCCGCUCAAAUGCUGUAUGGGGCCCUGGGCAGAAUUUUAUUUGGGGUCUACCUCUUUGUCUUAUAACAAUAUGUAGCAAACUAAAAUCAUCUUAGAUUAUAUUGAUCAGUCUGAGGUGCUGAUUAGUUUUGUUUUAAUAGAGCUCUGUACACUACACUAUGGUAAUACUGGGACAUUUUACUAUAUUCU
Messenger RNA from Cyprinodon tularosa, 1127 nucleotides. RefSeq names its product serotonin N-acetyltransferase-like. Gene Ontology annotation, cellular component: cytoplasm. NCBI's taxonomy places the organism in Eukaryota, Metazoa, Chordata, Actinopteri, Cyprinodontiformes, Cyprinodontidae. The coding region runs from base 190 to 870 and encodes 226 amino acids. The transcript has 4 exons. Gene Ontology annotation, biological process: response to light stimulus; circadian rhythm. Gene Ontology annotation, molecular function: aralkylamine N-acetyltransferase activity. The record is from RefSeq and is a predicted model, not a curated record.